Messenger RNA from Plasmodium adleri (nom. inval.), 555 nucleotides. RefSeq names its product rifin PIR protein, putative. The transcript has a single exon. The record is from RefSeq and is a predicted model, not a curated record. Lineage: Eukaryota; Apicomplexa; Aconoidasida; Haemosporida; Plasmodiidae. Bases 1 to 555 code for a protein of 184 amino acids.
AUGGUCCGAACACAUGUGCGAAAGGAAAAAAAACAUAUGGAUGAAUUUGAAAAAUUGUGUAAUGAUGGAAAGGACGUCGAAAAAGAUAAAAAUUGCAGCAAAGGAAGUGAACAUUGCAAACAACAGUGUAAUAGAUAUAAUAGAUGGAUAACUACCCAUAAAAACGAAUGGUUAGGCCAAAAAUCUAAAUACGAAGUAAUAUUGAAUGAUAAGUUCGAUGAAAAUUAUGAUGAUUUUAAACAACAUAUAAACGGUAAUGCAGAUGCAAAUACAUAUAUAACAUCCAAGAAUGAUAAAUGCAAAAACAGUGGUGGUAACCAUAUAAAUGUUGAUGAUUUUUCGCAAAUGCAAAUAGGUAUAUACUCCGUAGUUAUAUCCGCUUGUAAUGCUGAAAAUGUUUCUGAUAAUUGCUUUUCAAUUUUAUCUUUUGAAAUAUAUUUUUCCAUAUCUCUAUCGCUUUGUUGUUUACGUUUUUGUGGUUGUUUGAUCAUGUAUUCUUUAUAUUGUUUGAAUAGUUUCAUUACAUUUUUAUCUCGGGGUCAUGUUCAUAAUUAG